Letharia columbiana is the source of this 780-nucleotide messenger RNA. RefSeq lists its product as uncharacterized. The transcript has 2 exons. Bases 1 to 780 code for a protein of 259 amino acids. Gene Ontology annotation, molecular function: RNA polymerase II transcription regulatory region sequence-specific DNA binding; DNA-binding transcription factor activity, RNA polymerase II-specific. NCBI's taxonomy places the organism in Eukaryota, Fungi, Ascomycota, Lecanoromycetes, Lecanorales, Parmeliaceae. Gene Ontology annotation, cellular component: nucleus. The record is from RefSeq and is a predicted model, not a curated record. Gene Ontology annotation, biological process: regulation of transcription by RNA polymerase II.
AUGUAUGAAUGCUGUGGCCGUUCAUUCGAAGCGAAGAGUCUUCGGCAACACCUCGACAAUAGCUACGCGCAUGCAAACGAAAUUGAAUGCCGCUGGUGCUUCGCUCGAUGGCCCACCCAUGACGGCAAGCUUCGCUUGAAGCAUGAGCAGAAAAAACACUGGUAUCAAUGUGAAGACUGCACCUGCAUAUUCAGCACCAGGAACGGGCUCCAAGAACACAUUGACGAAGAGCAUCCCCCCAAUUACUGCUACGGUUGCCAGCGAUCAUUUCAGAGUCCGAACAACCUGAACCAGCACCUCAAGUCAUCGGUACAUGUCGGAAAGAAUGUCAAAUGUCCCUGGUGUACAAACAAGUUCACCAAUCUGACCGGCGUCUGUCUGCACCUAGAGUCAGGGAACUGCACAUCCGGCAUCACACGCGAGAAGAUCAACCAAUAUUGCCGCGAGGUUGACCCAAGCCACAUCUUCACCAUGAAACAGAUUGGAUGGUAUGAUGCAGGUGCCGCAACUACCGAUAUCGCAAGCCAAGCUUCGUGGGACGGGUCAUUCUACCGGUGCUACUUCUGCACCAAAGGAUUCAACCAGCUAUCGAGCUUAGACCGACAUCUCGCCAGUCCCGUACACGAGCGACCUAUCUAUCAUUGCCCGCGGUGCAAGAGGGAGUACACUGCGCUUAGCGGAUUGGUCAACCAUUUGGAGAGUGAGAGCUGUGGCGCGUUUCGGUUCGGGAGCAAUCCGGCCGGUCUGGGGUUUGUGAGGCAACUGAAAAUCACUCAGUGA